Molecule: messenger RNA, 2078 nt
Organism: Schizosaccharomyces octosporus yFS286
Lineage: Eukaryota; Fungi; Ascomycota; Schizosaccharomycetes; Schizosaccharomycetales; Schizosaccharomycetaceae
Product: sleepy Slp1
Exons: 1
Coding region: 441-1913 (490 amino acids)
Biological process (GO): anaphase-promoting complex-dependent catabolic process; positive regulation of anaphase-promoting complex-dependent catabolic process; positive regulation of ubiquitin protein ligase activity
Cellular component (GO): anaphase-promoting complex
Molecular function (GO): ubiquitin ligase activator activity; anaphase-promoting complex binding; protein binding
Source: RefSeq, a predicted model, not a curated record
GGUUCAGCGUUUGUAAUAUAAGACGAGGUGGUUGGAAUUUAAAGUAAACAAACCACCACGAAGACUCAAUCAUCCGGAUUUUGCAGAAUUCUUUAUUCUUUUUUUUAAUAUUUUUUUCAUUAGGCUGGUCCUACAUUGAAUGUGGUAAAGGAAAGCUGGAACUUUCCGUUGUAUUACCUUUUUUUGUUCUCUGAGCUGGUCUCCUUCUUUGUUUUGAUUUUCUCUUUUUUUUUAUAUAUCUUUCUAAGCAAAAGUGCUGGUCACUUGAAAAGUAAAAAGUAAAAGAAGUUCUUAACAAUCGACUGAAUUCUACUCGUUGAUUCUUUAAUUACACUCAACAUAACUUUGUCAUUCUUUUUCUUUUUUAUUUAGUCUCUCUUUUUUUACGCUCUAAGUAUAUUCCUUGCUGUGAAAUCAACAAACAAAUUACCUCAUAAAUCAUGGACGUUAGCAGCAAUUUGUCUUAUAUUCCUAAAUUUUCUACCCCUACAAAAAAGAGACCCUUGGUAUAUCCAAACAGUCCAAUUACACCUUUGCAUCAACAGGCUCUUUUGGGGAAAGUAAGUCGUUCGGCGAGAAAAAGUCCUACAAAGGUAUCGUCCAACUUUGUCCGAGGUUCACCUAAACUCGAUGUUGUAUCAUCCGACUGGUCAUUGUCUACUUCGGUAAGUUCUCCUCGAGCUAAACACCAUUGUCCGAACCACAGUGACAGAUUUAUUCCUUCCAGACAAAACUCAGCAAACGCCUUCGUUUCAAGUCAAAAGCACGAAUUAUCUGCAGAGUACAAUGAAUCAGUUGCCGAAGCUUGUGGCUUGGACUUAAAUACGCGUAUCCUUGCUUUUAAACCAGAUGCCCCUGAAUCCAAGAAACCAGUUGAUUUGCGUGCUCAAUAUAAUCGUCCUCAAAAAGCUGUCGUUUCUCAGACAAAGCGCAAAUUUGCUACAACACCCGAACGCGUCUUGGAUGCACCAGGUAUCGUCGAUGACUACUAUUUGAACUUGCUGGAUUGGUCGAAUUUGAAUGCAGUCGCUAUCGCACUUGAAAGAAACGUUUACGUUUGGAAUGCCGACAGUGGUGAUGUUAGCGGUUUGGCAGAAACGGAUGAAUCCACUUAUGUAGCGGGUGUGAAAUGGUCCCAAGACGGUACCUUUUUGUCUGUAGGACUUGGUAAUGGAUUGGUUGAGAUCUAUGAUGUCGAAUCGCAAAAGAAGCUCCGAACGAUGGCAGGCCAUCAGUCGAGAGUAGGCGUUUUGGCAUGGGAUCGACACAUUUUAUCAAGUGGCAGUCGCUCAGGUGCAAUCCAUCACCAUGAUGUGCGAAUUGCUCAGCACAAGGUAGGCGAGUUGCUGGGACAUGAAAGUGAGGUCUGUGGCCUAGCGUGGCGUUCGGAUGGACUUCAAUUAGCUUCUGGUGGUAAUGAUAAUUUGGUUCAAAUUUGGGACGCUAGAUCGUCCAUUCCAAAAUUUACAAAAACAAAUCAUACGGCAGCCGUUAAAGCGGUAGCGUGGUGCCCUUGGCAGAGUAAUCUGUUAGCAACCGGCGGUGGUACCAUGGAUAAGAAAAUCCAUUUCUGGAACGCAGCUACGGGAUCAAGAGUCAACACUGUCGAUGCUGGUAGCCAGGUAACAUCAUUAACAUGGAGUCCUCAAUUGAAAGAGAUUAUAUCCACACACGGCUUUCCUGAUAAUAAUUUGUCUGUCUGGUCUUAUGGCACGACGGGUGUCACAAAGCAAGUAGAUAUUCCCGCGCAUGAUAGCAGAGUGCUCUAUUCUGCUUUAUCUCCUGAUGGACGCAUUUUGUCUACUGCUGCUAGUGAUGAAAAUUUGAAAUUCUGGCGAGUAAAUGAUAGCGAAACAAAGAAGAGGACCGGAAUCUUUUCUAAAGCUGGAACUACAAAUAUGACUAUCCGAUAAUGUACCAGUAUGCUUUUAAUAUUGCAAUGGUCGGCUUUCUUCGUUCGGUCACGAAUCUUCUUAAUGAGCUUUCUAUUUAUUUGUCUAAUGCCCUAAUGACCUGAUAAAUUGUCACGAUACUUAAUAUAUUAAUUAAUAUUCCCAUAUGAGUGUUCUUGAACGGUA